GUUUUUUUUAGUGUGUUCGUCGUGUUUUGUGUGAAACUACAAUACUAAAAUAAAUAUGCUGAAAUUCGUUCUUCCUUGCCUGGCGCUUUUGGCCUUAACCAGCGCACUCAAAAUCCAUGAAUACGAGCAUGAGGAGCAUUCGAAAUAUGAGCCGGAGCAUGAGGAGACCGAGGUGCAUCACGAGGUCGAUCAUAAGCAUGCGACAUCGCAUCAGAGCGUCAAAUUCCAUCAUUAUCAUGCCGUGCCCGUCUACAUCAAGAAGGAGGAUCAGCAUUUGGUGAAGAAACCCAUCGAAAUUGGCGGCACCAAGCAAAAGUUGAAGAUCCUGCAUCCCAAGACUGAACACAAUCACAACCACGGCUUGGUUCUGGAGAAUCACAGCGAAUCGCAUCUGCACGAGCAUGGACACUACGAGGAGCCAGUGCAUCAUUCCGAGCACUACGAGCAUUAUUCGCAUCAUGAAUAAGUCUGUUCGGGGCUUUGGUUCAUCUUUUCCAUUUUUGCCAAAUAAUGUUUAAUGUUGCCUCACACCUUGCGUGUGAGAUUCUGAUUCUUAUGUUUAAGGCUUUGUUUUUUUUCUUCGAUUCUAUGUGAAAUAAAAAAUUUGCCCAGAGUAUUAUUAAAAACACAA
Molecule: messenger RNA, 631 nt
Organism: Drosophila sulfurigaster albostrigata
Lineage: Eukaryota; Metazoa; Arthropoda; Insecta; Diptera; Drosophilidae
Product: histidine-rich glycoprotein
Exons: 3
Coding region: 56-466 (136 amino acids)
Source: RefSeq, a predicted model, not a curated record